Molecule: messenger RNA, 172 nt
Organism: Racocetra persica
Lineage: Eukaryota; Fungi; Glomeromycota; Glomeromycetes; Diversisporales; Gigasporaceae
Source: the annotation of a GenBank genome assembly
AUGGACAAUGAUGACGAUUUGGUUGAGGUUGGACAUCGUUAUCAAGAUGAACCGGUAGUCGUGAUUGGAGCACCAUUAGCUGAAAUUAUGAAAAUGGAUACUAUGAUGAAAGGUUUACUAAAGACGUUAACAAAUAAUGAUAAAUACAUGAAUAACAUACCUGAAGUGAAUG